AUGGGCGCGGAAACAGAUCUGUGCCACCUUUGCGGUGGCCGGAUUCACACUAAAUGUCCUUUUAGGAGUGCAUUCUCCACUUCUAAGGCCCUCGUCGAAUCCGAGGACGACCGAGCGACCAGCUCGCCAAUAGCCGUCCGGGUAUUUAGAGCGGCCACCCUCAGCACCCUUGUCAGGGUGCCCUUCAGUCCCUUCGACACCGAAGCGACCCUGGCCACCUCCUCCUGGCUCUCCAAAACCGCCGCGGCCAAAUCGCCGGUCGUUCGGCGCCGGAAAUCCCGAGCCAGCUCCGCCUUAUCGGGGAGAGGAAUACUCGCUCUGCUCGUCGCGGGGGCCGGGAUUGAGGGGUCGAGUAUAGUUCAACCGCCUCCAGCUCAUCCUCCAUCCGGCAAGCCUCGACGUACUNUGCCCACUCCUCCACCGAGCGCACCCUCGACCUCGCAGGAGGUGGCACAUCGGCAGCCGAGACAGUCGCCGACUCAGAUGGUCGCCGCCCAGCCACCCCCGUCCCUGACCGCCCCACCGGCCGCCGAAAGGAGGAGGAGGCAGUGUUUUGUGCGGCAGGUGGCAUCACCCGCGGCGCAAGCUCCCUCCUCAGCGACUCCAGUUUGUCGUCGACAAGAGAGCUGA
Molecule: messenger RNA, 630 nt
Organism: Megalopta genalis
Lineage: Eukaryota; Metazoa; Arthropoda; Insecta; Hymenoptera; Halictidae
Source: RefSeq, a predicted model, not a curated record